AUGCCAGAAGCUAAUUUACCGAAAAAGCUGAAUGCAGCAAGUAAUGCUCUUACUACUUCUGUGUUUUCUGCUGAAGGCGGGACAACUACAAAAAUCUCGAACUUGACUGUUAGAAGUGUCUUGCGAACAGAACCGCCUUUAUACCUGAGGAAACGUAAACACAAAGCACACAAGGACCAAACAAAGGCAAGCAGUAAUGAGUCACAUUUGCUUCCAUAUUCUCCCAUUAGCCAGAAAUACAGUGGGUCCAGCAAUGACCUAUCAUGGAACUGCCGAUGUGAAAACCUGGCCUGUGAUUGUUCGAACAGGUUGUUGAAUUCAGUACCCCAAAAUCUACCAGUCAGUAUAACUAAACUCUUGCUCGACAGGAACUACUUGGAAUCUCUUAACAACAACACAUUUUCUCGUUACAGAGACCUUACAGUCUUGGAUGUGUCAAUUAAUUAUAUUAGUUCUUUACAGCAAGGGACAUUUCUUGGACUCGAUCGGUUAACCUGGUUAGAUUUGAGCCAAAACAGUAUUGGCAGUCAAGGAUUACUAUCCCAAAGUGUUUUUAAGCCACUGAGGUCACUGAAGUAUUUGCGAAUGGACGUUAACAAUUUUAAGUGUACCAAGAAUUCUUCGUUUCUUGGUGCCCUGCUCUCCAGUCUUAGCAACUUGCAAGAACUUCACAUCGACUACUUCGGAGAGCAGUAUUACGACCGGGGAUUUAAUAAUUUGACUUCUUUGCAAAUUUUGAGAGUGUAUUGUGGCAAGCACUGUCCUUUUAUCGGCAUAAAAAACGCAACAUUUGAAAAUUUAGGCCAGUUGAAAAAUUUGAGCAUCAGCGAUUGUUGCCUGAACGGUACAGAAAUUGAAUAUGACUCUUUAUCCCAUUUUACAAAGCUACAAACGUUGGAUAUUUCCAGAAACCCGAGCAUCGGCUUGGAGCACUUGCCCCGUGUAAUGUAUGGACUACGACAUUCCAGCCUACAAACUUUGGUAAUGGACAACAUUGUGGAUAAAUAUUCAAUAAAUUUUGUGAAAACUUACAUGAUCCAACAUCUGCCACAGACACUGACCACUCUUUUUGCCAGGGGAAACAAUAUUGUUUAUGUCGAUGAGCAGGUGAUGAAGACUCUACCUGAGAAUCUGCGGAAGGUGGAUGUUAGUAACAACGACAUAAUCAUGAACCCGAUGACCCUACCUCUAGCAGACAUCCGACUUCUGGACACGCUAGUUAUAAAUAACUUCGAUGAAGAGUGCCACACAUCAGUCGAGGACAUUUUUUCAUCAAUCGGAAUCGUUUACAAUUCCAAAGGCAGGCAGUGGACAAGAAAAGCGGAAUUCAUUUAUCAGAAAAUCAUGACCUCCCUCAGGACACUUAUCCUUCAGUCAAACUAUAUAGAUUUUUCCUUAGAUCCGAUUGGGCUUAAUUUCAUUGGCCUGCCAAACCUCACAGAUCUCGAUCUGUCUUUAAAUCAAAUGAAGGUCCUAACAAAAGAUUUAUUCUAUGGUAUCGAGAACCUGGAGUAUCUAAGACUCAAUGGCAAUCUCUUCUCUGAUUUUGUAGCAGACAUUUCUCAUCUACCGAAGCUGAAACUACUUAAUCUCAGCAACACGGAGCUGCCCUGUCUCUCCGAACUGGUCCGCACACACAUAGACCAGCUAGCGGCAGCCAGACCUGGUCAGAUCCAAGUGGACAUGUCAGGCUGUCCAAUUCAAUGCGACUGUUUCAAUCAGGACUUUCUGAAAUGGAUGACAAACUCUCCGGCUUUCGACAAGAAUUUUACUGGUUACAAAUGUAGAUAUUUGGACACGUCUAUUAAACAUAUUGGAGAUGGAUACAAAGACGCGCUGCAGCUUCUGACCAGACAAUGCGCCCAGAACUACCCCCUGUACUUGGUGACGGUGGCCGGAACUCUGGUCAUCUCAUGUCUCGUCAUAGGCAUGGUUCUUUACAGAUUCCGCUGGAAAAUCCGGUACUUCUAUUAUGCUGCCUACCUCAAAGUGAUGGACAAUGAGAGAGAAGAACCCAAUGAUCAGUUUCUUUACGAUGUUUUUAUAUCUUACGAUUCUGAAGAUAACGCGUUUGUUCAACGACGUCUUCUACCAGAACUAGAACAACGUGGUCUGGUUCUGCUCGUUCACGGGCGGGAUUUUGUGGCGGGAACCUCCAUUCCCGCCAACAUUUUCAGGGCUGUGGCUGAGAGCAGGAGGACUCUGGCGGUACUGACACGUAGCUUCGUGGAGAGUUAUUGGUGCAACUUUGAGUUACAGAUGGCGACCAAUGAGGCGGUCCAUACAGGACGUGAGGUGCUGGUGUUUGUCAUCAAAGAGAACAUCCCCAACAGGGAACUGGACGUGGAACUGCUUGGUUACAUCAAAAACAACACCUACCUGCCUUAUCCCAGCCCAGAGGAUGAAGGAGAUCAGGAGCUCAUGAAGAGAUUCUAUGACAAACUGGCACAUGACCUCAGGUCUUAA
Molecule: messenger RNA, 2466 nt
Organism: Candidula unifasciata
Lineage: Eukaryota; Metazoa; Mollusca; Gastropoda; Stylommatophora; Geomitridae
Source: the annotation of a GenBank genome assembly